AUGACUGUGGCCCUGAUCCUCCCCGUAGCAGCAUGUGUGUUCUCACUGGGAGUUGGGCUGUGGGUUAUCUGCAGCCAACUUAUGACUGAGGACAUCCCAGCAGAGGUUGACAACCCCUGGAAAUUGAGGAUCUUUAGCUACAUUUUCCAGCUGAUGAUGACGUGGGGGAUGAUUUUUGAGAAGUUGGGAUUCUGUUAUAGAACAGAGUUUGUCAGUUUUUUGCACGAUCUGCCACCACUAAAGAAGCAUCCAGGCGUUGUGGUCACGGAUCUCCAUUUUGGGACAAUCCCUGUGAAACUGUACAGGCCUGAGACACCCUCAAGUAGGCCCAGACCUGGUGUUAUCUUCUUUCAUGGCGGUGGGUCCGUCGUGGGAAGCUUAAAAACUCAUCAUAAUUUCUGCUCACAUUUGUGCAAGAAGAGUGACUCAGUGGUUCUGGCAGUCAGAUACCACAAGUCACCCAGGCAUAAGUUUCCACAGAUGAUGAAAGACUGUACAGUGGCCACCAUCCACUUCCUGAAGUCCCUGGAUUUGUGUGGUGUGGAUCCAGCCCGAGUUAUUGUCUGUGGUGACAGCGUGGGAGGGGGCUUGGCAGCCCUGACUUGUCAACUGUUUGUGAAUCGUCCAGAUCUCCCUAAGAUCCGUGCCCAGAUUCUGAUCUAUGCCGUUCUCCAAGCCCUGGACUUCCAGUCUCCUUCCUUCCAGCAGAAUCGGAACAUCCCAAUGCUCACUUGGGAUUUUGCUUUCUACUGUUGGUGUAGUUACCUGGAUAUCAGCCCUACCUGGAAAAGUAUAGUUGAGAAAGGUGCUCACUUGCCUCCAGAAGUCUGGGAGAAGUACAGGAAAUGGUUGGGUCCAGAGAAUAUUCCAGAGAGGUUUAAGAAGAGAGGCUAUCAAUCCAAGCCCUUUGAGCCUGUGAAUGAGGAUGCUUACUUAGAGACAAGACUUGCUAGGCAAUGGACAUGCUCGCCGCUAAUCGCAGAAGACAACAUAGUGUCUCAGCUCCCAGAAGCUUGUAUUGUGAGCUGUGAGUACGAUCUCCUCUGUGACCAUUCACUCCUGUACAAGAAGAGACUAGAAGACUUGGGGGUGCCCGUGACUUGGCACCACGUAGAGAAUGGUUUUCAUGGUAUGCUUACUAACAUUGAGAAAGGCUUCUUCCACUUCCCCUCCUCCUUGAGAAUUCUAGAUGUGAUAGUCGAUUUUAUUAAGGGACUGUGA
Messenger RNA from Octodon degus (degu), 1221 nucleotides. It is a transcript of the gene Aadacl3, whose product is annotated as arylacetamide deacetylase like 3. The transcript has 4 exons. Bases 1 to 1221 code for a protein of 406 amino acids. The record is from RefSeq and is a predicted model, not a curated record. NCBI's taxonomy places the organism in Eukaryota, Metazoa, Chordata, Mammalia, Rodentia, Octodontidae. Gene Ontology annotation, molecular function: hydrolase activity.